Molecule: messenger RNA, 669 nt
Organism: Caenorhabditis remanei
Lineage: Eukaryota; Metazoa; Nematoda; Chromadorea; Rhabditida; Rhabditidae
Exons: 1
Coding region: 1-669 (222 amino acids)
Source: RefSeq, a predicted model, not a curated record
AUGCAAGCAUCUACACCAUUCAACUUCAGCGAUUGGAUGAAUCACAUUCGGACAGUAUUCUGUUUCACUAAUCCACAAAAUCUUAGUUUUUAUGGAGGUUGUGAGAAAUAUGAAAUUGAAUUAUUGAAAAAAACGAUUGGAAAUGUCAACGCUCUCUUUGUGUCUCGCCUAGUGACGGAUGUUAUGAGCAGAACAAUUUUGAAACAUUUCAAUACUCCCAGCAGAUUGUUUCUAUGGAAGAAUCCAUUCGAAGAAGCUUGUCAGACUCAACAAAUCUUCAUUCAAAACCUUCAAUUUAUGGAAUAUCAUGACGUUUAUUCAUUAGAUGACAUGUUAUUGGUCAAUAGUGAAAAUGUCGAUUUUUGUCGUCCGACAACCCAAAACCAAUUAAAUCAAUUCCUCCAACACUGGAUCCGUGGAUCUAAUCCAAGACUGCAAUUUAUGUUUCUAUUAAUCAAUAAUACUGAUGUUGCCAGUGGAGCAAUGUAUUUGAAUGGGAUUCGAUGCAUGGAAAUGAGUGAAGAUGCAAAAAUAGAAAUUCGUGAAAAACACAAACUGUCAGUUGAUGUUGAUAUGAUUAAGAUCAAACGGAAGGAUGGUACACAUGCAGUGAUUGGGACAAACGAAUCAGACAAUAUUAUCUUUUUCCAUUUCAUUGUGUUGCACUAA